Molecule: messenger RNA, 2732 nt
Organism: Sinocyclocheilus grahami
Lineage: Eukaryota; Metazoa; Chordata; Actinopteri; Cypriniformes; Cyprinidae
Product: myosin light chain kinase 3-like
Exons: 11
Coding region: 236-2536 (766 amino acids)
Biological process (GO): protein phosphorylation; positive regulation of apoptotic process; intracellular signal transduction
Cellular component (GO): nucleus
Molecular function (GO): protein serine/threonine kinase activity; ATP binding
Source: RefSeq, a predicted model, not a curated record
GGGGAGGAAAAUAGAAGUGGAGAGAUAAGAUACCCAUUGGAGGUGUUUAUUUAAGUGGUGUCAUGUCUCUGGCACAUACCAACAACAGGGUUUGUCUGAGCUUUCUGUUUUGUGAGAGGCACACAAUACCUCAGACAAGCAUAGAGACCGUGGGGGAACAGAAAUAGGGUGCAGAGGGAUCAGUGGGGCUUCCUCUUUUUCUACAUUUUCUCAGUGUGUGUGACAGGGGCCAGCCAUGAGUAAACAGUCAACUCUGGCCACCUGUAUUGCCAAGAUGUAUGAUGGUGGCAGGCUGGAGAACUCUGGAACUCCAUCUGGGACAGUCAAGAAGCCAAGUCCAACUCUGAUAGGUAGCCUGAGCAAUGUGGAGGUCAAGUUAAACACCCUGGAGGGGAAGAUGGAACAGAUCGACCAUUCCCAGACGGAGGUGCUUCACAAGCUGAGUUCAUUGUGUCAAGGAAUGGAGGCGCUAGAAAGGAGCCUUAAGCAGCAGAGUGGUCAAGAAUCAAACGUGAUUAAAAAUGGCCAGCGAGAGAGCAACAAACUCCCCUUGCUGACUGAGGUCAGAUCGCUUUGUGGCGAAACUGUGGAUCUGCUUCAUAAUCUCAAGCACGAGAGCCAGGAGCAGAGAAAGAAGAUUGAAUGUAUGGAAAGUUCUUUGUCCACUCUGGAGAAAGUAUUAGGGUAUGUGGGUGAUGCUUUCCGUAACUCAAAAAUAGUGGAGUUCAUUCUCAAUGGUGUGGUGCCUUGGAGGAAACAAGGCCUUCUGUACACUGUGGAGGAAGAGAAAAACAAACCAGAUGACAACAGCAUUAGACCAAACAACAGUUUCUGCCACCAGAGCACACAGACGGAGGAGAUUAAAGAAGUACUUUCAGCUGAGACUGAACUCCAGGAGACAGAGGUCACUGUUCCCACUGUUCCCAGCAGCCUGUAUUCUCCUGAAGCCCUUACAGGAGAAAGUGAACCCCUGAUACCUGUUAGUACAGGAGAAAGCUCCAAAGCCUUUAAAAAAGCCAAAGAGGUGACAGUGAAAAGCAGAGCACCUUCGCAGUUCCAGACAUUUGCUCCUGAUGUCCAGCUGGAGGCCGAGGAGAAUGAAGUGCACUAUGUACCCAAACAAGAGACAGACGCUGCGCCAGCUAAUGCUGAAUGUGUCACUGUGACAACAACUAACGUGGAAAAAGAUUUAGCUCUUCAGCAAGAGAGGUCUCUUGAACAGGCAGAUGCUUCACAGGUUGGUGAGAAGGCUUCACUCAAGGCAAUAGUUCCUGAACAACAAGUGGAGCCGAAGGAUGAGGAUCCUCAAAACCAGGCAGAGGUUUCACAGGCUGGUGAUAAUGCCUCAUUGAAACCAUUCUUUCCUGGACAGCAACUGGAUAAGAAUCUGGAUGUUCCUCACAAACCUAUGCUCUGCACCAAAGAGCCUUUCAAUAAGGAUGUAGAGGUUGAGUCACAACAUAAAAAGACAGUGGAAAGGGUAACACCUGUACCAAAGCAUGAUGAGAGAAAGACAGAAACUGAACCAGCUAACAAGAAAAACGAAAAUAAAACAAUUGAGAAGAUUUCGGAGUCUGACCCAAUGAAGAACUGUGCAGCUCCUAGUUCUCAAAACACAGCCGUUGUUGAGGAAGUAAAAGCAAAAUCAUCACCUCUGAGAAAAGCUGAGUCACAGCUACUGAUCAUUGAUGACAGUCCACCUCUUCCAGCCCCGUUUGAGCAUCGCAUCGUCAGUGCCAAGCAGGUUCCCAUGCAUUCAUAUUACGCCGUCAAACCCAAUGAGGUGCUGGGCGGAGGCCGCUUUGGACAGGUCCACAAGUGUGCUGAGCUGUCGUCAGGUCUUACGUUAGCUGCUAAGAUUAUAAAAGUCCGGGGAAUGAAAGAGAGGGAUGAAGUGAAGAAUGAGAUUGGAGUAAUGAACCAGUUAAACCACGUGAAUUUGAUUCAGCUGUAUGAUGCUUUUGAGUCUCGGACUAAUCUCACACUCAUUAUGGAAUAUGUGGAGGGUGGUGAAUUGUUUGAACGAAUCAUUGAUGAGAAUUACCAGCUGACGGAGCUGGAUGCCAUCGUGUUUACCAGGCAGAUUUGUGAGGGGGUUCAAUACCUUCACCAGCAGUACAUUCUCCAUUUAGAUCUUAAGCCAGAAAACAUUUUAUGUGUGAGCAGCACAGGGAAUCAGAUCAAGAUCAUUGACUUUGGACUCGCCAGAAAGUAUAGACCCAGAGAAAAGCUGAAGGUCAACUUUGGAACCCCAGAGUUUCUGGCACCAGAAGUUGUCAACUAUGACUUUGUGUCAUUUCCUACAGACAUGUGGAGUGUUGGUGUCAUCACAUACAUGCUUCUGAGCGGCCUUUCUCCAUUUAUGGGUGACAAUGAUACAGAAACAAUGAACAAUAUUCUGCACGCCAAGUGGGACUUUGAUGCAGAGGCAUUUGAGAAUGUGUCAGAAGAAGCCAAAGACUUCAUUUCCAGCCUUCUUGUGCCCGCCAAAUGGUAUUCAUCCAUCCAUCAUUAUUACACUAAUGCAAAACCUUAAAGUACAGAACAUACCUUAAGUCACGCUUUCUAUUGCACAUAGGUUAUUUCUCCUACUUUUCUAGCCUGCUCUCUCGUGGCAUUAAGAGCCUCACUUUUCUCUUCCAUCUCUCAAUCAUUGCCCCACUUUGACCUGCUCAGGUUCCCUUAAAGGGGUCAUAUGAUGCGAUUUCAAUUUUCUUUCUCUUUGGAGUGUU